GGCAAUUGCGAAGGUUGUAUAUAUAGGGGAAGUAAACCGGAACACCCCCACAGCAGACCCCCACGGCGACCCUCUCGAACAAUGCCCCGAGACUACGCAAAGCCGGGCCACCAGCAGACGAUCUCGACCGCCGCCCACGGUCCUCAGAGUCUCUCCACUCCGCAGGGAGUUCGAAUCCCGGCGUAUCGCCAACCAGGAGCUAUGGAACGUAUCGAUCAGUCACUAGUGCAGCCGACGACGAGGACGACGAGGAAGACGUUGCCAUUGAGAUAUAUGAUGAGUGGAAGCCCACGGGGUCUUUUGCGAGCUCGUGUAUCAACAUUGGGAACACUAUUUUGGGGAGCGGAAUGCUGGCCAUGCCCUCAGCACUAGCGCGCGUCGGUCUUGGCUUCGGUAUCGUUCUUAUUGGCUUAUCGGGAACAGCAGCAGCAUUCGGAUUACUUCUCCUUAGUGAGAUCGCUUCGAAAGUCGGGCGGACGUCCUCAUUCAACUCCUGCGCGAAAAUAACCUAUCCAGGGGCGGCGGUCUGGUUUGACGUGGCCAUUGCCGUCAAGUGCUUCGGCGUCUCAAUAUCGUAUCUUGUUAUUUGUGGAGACUUGCUCCCAAGAGUUAUCCUAGGUUUCCAUCCAGAAGUGUCUCCAGACUCCCUCCUUCUCAGCAAAACUUUCUGGCUCAUCGCCUGCCUCCUGCUGGUGUCGCCGCUAUGUUUUUUGAGACGGCUGGACUCGCUUCGAUACACAUCAGGAUUUGCGCUGCUCUCCGUGAUUUACCUUGUGUUCAUCGUGGUGACGUACUUCUUCGCUCCGCAAGAGGGAAUGCCACCGCAUGUGCAUUGGGAUGAGAUCAAGUGGUUUAAGCUGGAUCGCCAUUUUUUUGGAGUGAUUCCUAUAUUUGUGUUUGCGUUCACAUGUCAUCAGAAUAUCUUCUCGGUGUACAACGAACUAAUUGAGAACGAGCACAAGCGCAUGCGGAAAGUCGUCGUCACAUCCGUAGGCACCGCCUUCUUUGUCUAUCAAACCGUAGCGGUUUUGGGCUAUCUGACGUUUGGAAACACUGUUUCGUCGAAUAUCAUCGGACAAUAUCCCGCAAACGCCCUAAUAACAGGCGGCCAGCUCGCCAUCGUCUUCCUCGUCCUGCUCUCCUACCCGCUCCAAUGCCACCCGGCCCGAGCAUCCCUGGACAAGAUAAUAACGAACUUGCAGUCCCACCGAUGCGCGGUGGACGAGGUUCCUGCGCUGCCGGGCGAGAUUGGGCGGACUCGUUGGGUGGCCAUGACGUUGGGGUUGAUGGGAAGCAGCUUGCUUUUGGCGUUGGUGUUGCAUAAUUUGGCUACGGUCCUAGCCUUCGUCGGCGCAACCGGCUCCACAACAAUCUGCUACAUCCUCCCUGGCCUCUUCUACUACAAGUACAGCACACAAGAAGACCGGGAGUCGGACCGACCCGCCCGGUUCAACCCGAAGCGGGCGGGCGCUAUCUUUUUGGGCUGUUUUGGAGUGGUGAUUAUGAUUACGAGUUUGGUGACGUUGGGGGUCACGGGGGAGGGUGGGCAUUGAGUGGACGGAGGCCACACGACGAGGAACGCAAUGGGAUUGCGGAGCGAGGAAACUCCGACGUGGAGCAACACACUCAAUUU
Messenger RNA from Fimicolochytrium jonesii, 1633 nucleotides. RefSeq names its product transmembrane amino acid transporter protein-domain-containing protein. NCBI's taxonomy places the organism in Eukaryota, Fungi, Chytridiomycota, Chytridiomycetes, Spizellomycetales, Powellomycetaceae. Gene Ontology annotation, biological process: amino acid transmembrane transport. Bases 348 to 1553 code for a protein of 401 amino acids. Gene Ontology annotation, cellular component: fungal-type vacuole membrane. The transcript is spliced from 8 exons. The record is from RefSeq and is a predicted model, not a curated record. Gene Ontology annotation, molecular function: L-histidine transmembrane transporter activity; L-arginine transmembrane transporter activity; L-glutamate transmembrane transporter activity.